CUGUGCGUUGGUGCCUUCUUUUAUCACCACGCUCCUAAAACACAGCUCUUUCAUUUCAUGUCAUUUAAAACGUUUUUAACCAACUCGAUACUAACGAUAUCAUCAGCAGUUAGCACUCACAAGCACUUAGGCAGCACUCUGUGUAAAGACGUGCUCUCUAGGCAUAGCUGACCCUUUUGCGUGUCUUACUGCGUUUGAAGUAGUGAGGAAAACCUUGGUGAGGAGGAAGACCGUGUUCACAGAGAGACUGUCUGUCCCCUCCUGGCAGAACGAUGUGACCCUUUGUUCCCAGAGAGCAGCAGGUUUCUUUGCCGAUGCAGAUGCAGGCUGCCGACAUGGUGCACGCCAGGGCACAUGUGCCCGUGUUGCAGCCAAUUCCAGCCUUGGCUUAGGAGAGAUAUAAGUUCAAAAAGAGCCUAUAUGAGGCCACAUUGCUGGUUCAUCACUUCCACCUUUGUUGCACCACGCUUAGGCAGGUUGAAGAAAUCUGUCUGGGUAGACAUAGGGCAGGUCGAAGAGUUGUCCGAGUUUGUUGUCAUGAGCUAAAGCUAGGCCUCGAAGUGUCAGAUAACGGUUUAAAGAUGAUCUCUGCUGUAAAUGUAGGAGUGGAGGAACAGUUUCCAUAGACACCUUUGAUGUUUUCAGCUGAAAACAGAAAGGGUCUGAGGAACACAUGUUUGCUUAAUAUGUCACUGAACGCCAGGCUCUCACCUAUGGCCUGUAUACGGCCUAAAGUCAGAUAUUGUCUCUGUUGUGAGUAAAGGGCUGUCAGGCAGUGCAUUGCGGGUGAGUGGCUGGGUGAGAAAGUGCGGCAGAGGUGGGUCAGCAGCACGUUUGGCUAGGCAGCAUUUUGAUUUCAUGCCUUCUGGCGACGCCCGUGGCAGUUAUGCUAAGACUCUGUUAUCCCUGUCCCUAAAGGUGGCAACAAUGCUCUGAUGAAUGUGUCUUCAGGCAAUCACUGUGUAUAUACAGAGGUGCUGCUUGAGCAGAGUGCCUCAUAACUCCUGUGUGAAACCUCAUUUUCCCACCUGUAUGGCCUUUUAACACCACGAUGGGGAGUUUCAUCAGAGCUGCAUGCAGGUUUCCCAGGCCUGAGCCACCUUCAAGCUUAGCUUGCUAGAUGUCUUCCUAGUUCACGUUUACAGAAUGGGCUUUUGCUUUUAAACCUGUCAGUGUUGUUUUGCAGCAAACGCUUAAUUCCCUAGACAAGCUCAUAACCAUCCAAAGAUUGAAUUCUUAUGUGUGAAGAAGAUGAAGCAGAGAAGCUAAACUAUGCUGCUCUGCUGCACUAUCCCCCAUGAGGCUUAGAUUCAGGCGGAGACCUACAAGAAGAUAUUCACGCUUCUGGCUUCCUAGGCACAGGAGGGGAGCAGGCCCUCUGGUGCAAAAAUCCAUGCACGCUGAUGAAAACCUGUGAAGUCAGACCCCUUUCCAUAUAGCCAAGGAAGAAUUUAGGGCCUAGCUUCCUGCUUGAGGGCUCACGGACUUUCCAGGUGCUCUGCGGGAGCAUUCUUAGGCAGAGUUGUGGUGAAACAGCUGCAAAUAGCAUCCAUGAACGGAUUGCCUCAAAGGGGUCAGUUGGAGCUAUUGGUAUCAUUGAUAACCCGGAACGACAGGGAAGUCUGAGCUACUGCUUUCUGAUAAAGAAUCUCUCAUUACUGCACACGCCUGUCACCUCUGAUGCCCCUCUUUCAAGCCAGCCACACACUCACAGGGUACAGUCUGGUGCAGAGUGCUUCUGGCAAAUACCAGAUACUUCUGGGCUGUUCUGAUCUCUUAGAGGCCUGCAGACACACGGCCUGCCGCUCAGUGUGCCAUGCUGUGUUGCCCAGGACUGCAACCAGGCCUUCUCCAAUAGCAGAAGGAAGGUCACAGUUACAGGCAGAAAUAAUUUCAGCUGAGCGUGAUAUCCUAGGAGUGGAUGAGGCUGGGUAACAGGACUUUUGCCUAGAAGCUCUCCAAGGCAACAGGGUCUCAAGCAUAACAGUGCAAAAUCAUUUUUACAGUGGACCUGGAACUGCAGAGUUUCAACCCAGUGCACCCCAAGCUUUUUAUGGACAGAAUAGCCAUCAGUGUCCGGAUGUGCUCAGGGCAAACAAUUCUAGGGUCCAUUUUUCUCAGUCAGUAUUAUUUGCUCUUUCGUCUUGAAAAACAAAGCACAGAACAAACUUCAGACACAUACCUGAACAAAAAGGUGAAACUCUGACAAGCUGGAAAGCGUGUGGAGGCCUGGCAUAAACUCACAGACCUGAUCCCAAAACUGAGGAGGAGGAAUAGCUUGGUCUUCCAGGAUUUCCUACUACGUCUCCCUUUUCCUUGUAACUAAGCACAGGGCUUCACCAAAUUGGUGUGGCCUACCAGAAAUAGAAGUGCAGAACUAUUUAGACCAGUCUCCUUUUCAGAUUGGGCACACGUUCCAUCCUGUGCGUGAGGAAUCUUAUUUAUCACGCUGUCAUACUUAUUUCUUUCUCAGUAUUCGUCCCGAGUCAGGAAAUGAGACACACUCACCCACGCAGAAGAUGCCACAACAAACAAAAAGGCUGACAGUGAGAUCUUGCUUUCAAAGUCUUCUCAAGCUAUGAAAUCAUCGUACGGGUCUGCUGCUUUUACUGUCCUUGUGGUUCUCGCUUUGGUUUUAAUGAAGUGCAGCUGAGGGGUUUUUUAUACGAAUAAAAGGAAAAGGCCAAAGCUUGGUGAAGUCAUUAGGUGCAGGUAGAAGACACCUUGCAGUCCCUUUCAUAUCACCGUGCCUAAUUCAUGCGUUUUGGGCUGCAUUCGGCCUGCGGCAAACACAGACAUCUCGGGAAUGCAGUGUCUUGCGGCUGCUUGGGUAGAAUGCCGCCAAAUUCCCGUUUGAAAAGUCGUGUUUCCACUUCAUGUACCUGGAACGCGGUGAGGCGGGCCCUGCACGAAAUGAUAGAACUGGCUCCUCAGAUGGGAAAGAGCAAGAUGUCUUUCGUGCAAGACGCCGGGCUACUUCUCCGUUUUCUGUGCAGCUAAUCACAGGGUUUUACCGCAACUGCUGGGUCUUAGGGAGAAUCAAAGUGCAGAACGCCUUCAUUCUGCCUGUGCGCGAGUGCGAGCCGGCUGCAGUGGCGGCGCGGGGCCUCCGGGUGCCGCUGUUGCCCAACGCGGCGCCGCAGCCGCAGCCGGAGACGAAGCCGGAACCGGAGCGGCCGCAGCCUCCCGCGGGGCGGCAGCUCGCUCGCACAGCGCCCGCCUCGGAGCCGGCAGAGCAGAGCGCAGCAGAGCGCAGCAGGGCAGCGCAGAGCAGGGCAGCGCAGAGCAACGCAGAGGCGGGCUGGCUCUCGCCGCGCCGCGCCUGCUGAUCCGCGAGCCAGCUGCGAGGGAUCUGCAGAGCAGGGAAGCGUCGGAGGACGGGAGGAGAGGCGCCGGGAAGGCGGCGAGCGGCGGCGAUGGGAGCGGGGCAGGCAGCGCAGCGCCGCGCAGCAGCCAGGCACGUCGCGCUGCUGGCCGUGCUGCUGCCGGUGUGCUGCCGGGCGGCGCCGGAGCGGCUGCGCUACGCCAUUCCCGAGGAAACGGGCAGCGGCUCCGUGGUGGGGCCGCUGGCGCGGGACCUGGGGCUGAGCCCGGCAGAGCUGCCGGCACGCCAGCUGCGGCUGGUCUCGGCGGCUAAACGGCACCUGAAACACUUCGCCGUGAGCGCGGAGGACGGGCACCUGUACGUGAGCGAGCGGCUGGACCGGGAGGAGAUGUGCGGCGACUCUGCGUCCUGCUCCGUCAGUUUCGAGGCGGUGGUGCAGAACCCGCUCAACGUUUUCCACGUCGACGUGGCUAUCCAGGACAUCAACGACAACUCCCCGGUCUUCAGCAAGGCUGCUCUCGACCUGGAGAUCGGGGAAUUGCUCCUUCCUGGUGCGCGAUUUCCGCUGGAGAUGGCGCAAGAUCCGGAUGUGGGAAGCAACUCGCUGCUCAGCUACCAGCUCACGGAAAACCCGUCCUUCAGCCUGGCAGUGAAGGAGAGCCCAAGUGGCAAGAAGCAGCCCGAACUGGUGCUAGAAGCCGCUUUGGAUCGUGAGCAGCAGAGUUCCUUCCAGAUGGUGCUGACGGCGGUGGACGGUGGGGCUCCAGCGAGGUCUGGCACCGUGCAGAUUCGCAUCAACGUGACGGACGCCAAUGACAACGCGCCCGUGUUCAGCCGAAGCGCCUACGAGGCGCGAGUGCGGGAGAAUCUGCCGGCGGGGUCGCUGGUGCUGCAGGUCCGAGCCACGGAUGCGGAUGUGGGCUCCAACGGCCGAGUCUCCUACUCCUUCAGCAACGUGCCGCAGGCUGUGCGCGCUGUCUUCAGCGUAGACAGCGACAGCGGCGACAUCCGCAAUGAGGCGAUUCUGGAUUUCGAGGAGAGGAAUGAGUACACCUUCGGGGUGGAAGCGAGGGACGGCGGCGGGCUCAGCGGUCACUGCCAGGUCCGCGUCGAGAUCACAGACGAGAACGACAACGCGCCCGAGAUAACGACGUUGUCGGUGUGGAGCCCGGUGCCCGAGGACGCCCCGCCCGGCACCGUCGUGGCCCUGCUGAACGUGCACGACGCGGACUCUGGCGACAACGGGAAGGUGCGGUGCGAACUGGACGGCGAGUCGCCGUUCGCCGUGGUGGCGUCGUCGGGCAGCUCGUACAAGGUGGUGACGGCGAGCUUGCUGGACAGGGAGCGGGCGGCCGAGCACAACGUGACGGUGGUCGCCAGCGACCGCGGCAGCCCGGCGCUGUCUAGCCGCAGCGCGCUGGCGCUGGCCGUGUCGGACGUGAACGACAACGCGCCCGUGUUCGAGGAAGCCGCCUACAGCGCCUACGUGGCGGAGAACAACGCGGCGGGCGCGGCGGUGCUGCGCGUGCGCGCGCGGGACGCGGACGCGGGCGCCAACGGGCGCGUGAGCUACUGGCUGGUGGGCGGCAGCGCGGGCGAGGCGGCGGCGUCCUACGUGUCGGUGGAGGCGCGGAGCGGCGCGCUGUACGCGCAGCGCUCCUUCGACUACGAGCAGUGCCGCGAGUUCGCCGUGGAGGUGAGGGCGCAGGACGGCGGGUCGCCGGCGCGGAGCUCGACGGCGACGGUGCGCGUCUUCGUGGUGGACCGCAACGACAACGCGCCGCAGGUGCUGUGGCCGGCGGCGUCGGCGUCGAGCCCCGGCGCGGGCCCGUUCGAGGUGGUGCCGCGGUCGGCCGAGGCCGGCUACCUGGUGGCCAAGGUGGUGGCGGUGGACGCGGACUCGGGGCGCAACGCCUGGCUGUCGUACGAGCUGGUGCAGGCGACGGAGCCGGCGCUGUUCCGGCUGGGGCUGCACAGCGGCGAGGUGCGCACGGCGCGCGCCGUGUCGGAGCGGGACGCGGCGAGGCAGCGGCUGGUGGUGGUGGUGAAGGACCACGGGCAGCCGGCGCUGUCGGCCACGGCCACGCUGCACGUGGUGCUGGCCGAGAGCUUGCAGGAGGCGCUGCCGGCGCUGAGCGAGCGGGCGGCGGGCGCCGAGGCGCCGGCGGACUUGCAGUUCUACCUGGUGCUGGCGCUGGCGCUGCUCUCCGCCUUGUUCGUGCUGAGCGUGGCGCUGGCCGUGGCGGCGCGGGUGCGCCGCGCCGGGCCGCCCGCCGUCCUGCGCUGCCUGGGCGCCGAGCGCUUCUCCGUGGCCGGCCCCGCCUUCCCGGCCGACUUCUGCGAGGGCACCUUGCCCUACUCCUACAACCUCUGCGUGGCCCCGGGCCGCGCCGUCGCCGAGUGCGCUUUGCUGCCGGCCCCGCUGCCCGCCCGCGCCGUCGAGGAUCUUCUCAGCGGAGAGCCGCCGUCCGACGCCGACGCAGUGCAGGUCGGUAAGCCGACCCCAGUCCCCUUAUCUCACACCUCGUUAUCUUCUUACGAUCUGUAUUCGUUCAUUUAUAGUUUUGUUAAUCUUUAGCAAAAUUCGUUGGUUCUCCACGAGUAUAUUUGAAUACUGAAUACGAAAGAGUGGUGCCUUUAGAAGUGAAUGAGCGAGUGAAUGGAAGAAACAAUAGUAUAAUGCCUUCUUUUUAAGAGCAGCAAGUGCUUUCGUAAGGUUCUUUUGAUAACUUUUUCGGAAAUGUACCGAAGAGAAUACACAGGGGGUUGAUCGGGGAUACUUGUCAUUUUAUAAGCUAUCAUAGAAAUUAGUGACAUAAAUGCCUGUUGUCACACUGGCUGACACGGGUAUUUGCAUAGCCAGUCACAACAGUCUUGUAGGUCAUGAAAGAUCACGUAACUCGUACUUCACGCAAUACUGCUUUUCCCUCCUCCAAAUAAUAGCGGGAUUUUAAUGAGAGACCGAUGGGGGACUCUCCGUCGGACCCCGAUGCACGGUAGGUCUGUAAGCGUCCCAAACCUCUCAAUCUUUCUUUAACUUCACACCAUUUUUUUCUUUGGUUUCCAUUUGUAUGUUAUAAUGGGAAACCAUAAUCCCUUUUUCAUGAAAGAAGGAGAUCAUAUUCUUCCCUCCUUGCCUAAAAGCAGGAAGUGAAUAAAGGUACCCUUCGGGUCAUCAGAAAUGACACAUUCAGGCUCAGUUGAAAGGUUCUGGCCACGCUAUUUGCUCCAUAUAAUAUAGAACACGCUAGUAACUGUGAAUGUGGUUCCUCAUUGUAUAUAAUAAGAUCUACUGCUUCUGCCCUUGAGGACUGGGAAAAUGUGAUUGACAUUUUGUGCUGAAGAGGUUUUUUUUUUUUAAUGAACUCAUUUUCCCCAAAUAUAUGGGUUUGCACGUGAUUGAUAGUGUUGAACACGAAACAAAUGUUUUACAUUGUUUCAGUAACGUAUCUCCAAAUGAAAUGUCAGUGCAUGUCCGUGAAUGGGGCGACAAAAGAGUGCCUCCGGGCGUGGCGAGAGCCUAACUUCCCCUCUGAAGAAAGAAAGGCAUGUCGCCGUCUGCCCUUCCAGUUUUUGCUGUGGAAUUGGGGGAGAGGGGUGUUAUUUCCGUGAGGGCAUGAUUUCUCUGAGUUCAGCUAUUUCUCAUGGCUUUUUCCAUCCACGGUGGUAGUGCUUCGUCUCUUUUGCUGGUCGUCACUGUGUCUUCUAUACAGGUGAAGUUAAAGGGAGACGCUGAUGUAUAGCCGAUGAUAAUGAUGCUAUCUCUCCUACAUUCUCUAAUGUCUAUAUAAUAAAUGUAAUUGUUAGAGAGGGUGUGGUACGGCGGCAAAUGUAAAGAUAUCCUUCUAGUCUGUCAAACCGGAACGUGUAGUUUCAUUGAAUACUUUCACGUUCCAAAAUUAAUUAGGGGAUAGGAGUGGGAGAUAUGCUAUUCUAAGAUUAUAGACUUUGCAUUUUUGUAGUGGUGCAGAAAAGCAGAAAACGAAAGGAUUGUUUGUAAAGGAAUGGUAUUUUUUGAUCUGAUGUUGGAUUAAUAGCAAUUGUUAAAUAUACAUUUUUUUAAUUUCCUGC
This is a messenger RNA of Dromaius novaehollandiae (emu), 7396 nucleotides long. RefSeq names its product protocadherin gamma-B5-like. The transcript has a single exon. The record is from RefSeq and is a predicted model, not a curated record. Gene Ontology annotation, biological process: homophilic cell-cell adhesion. Gene Ontology annotation, cellular component: plasma membrane. Gene Ontology annotation, molecular function: calcium ion binding. Lineage: Eukaryota; Metazoa; Chordata; Aves; Casuariiformes; Dromaiidae. Bases 3417 to 5903 code for a protein of 828 amino acids.